Molecule: messenger RNA, 477 nt
Organism: Stereum hirsutum FP-91666 SS1
Lineage: Eukaryota; Fungi; Basidiomycota; Agaricomycetes; Russulales; Stereaceae
Exons: 1
Source: RefSeq, a predicted model, not a curated record
CUCAAUCGCCACAACUACAGCUCCUGGGUCGACAAUGCUGAAGCCGUCCUCGGUUCUAAGGGUGUUUGGGGCCACGUUGAUGGCACUGACAUCGCUCCUACCCCUCCCAACGCCUCGGCCAUGACCGCGUCCGAAGCGAAGGAGAUGAGGGAGUGUAAUCAGAGGAAGGCGAAUGCUAGUGGGGAGAUUUGGUUGUUGGUUGAGGAGAACCAGAAGGCGCAUAUCAGGAAGGAGAAGGGAGAUCCGAAGGCGAUGUGGGAGAAGUUGGCGAGUCUCUAUGUGCAGAAGAAGACUGGUAUGCGAUUCGACACUUAUUCCGAACUCUUCUCCACUCGUCUCCAAGAGGGAGAGUCCCUCUGCGACCUCGUUGCUCGCGUCGACCUCUACAUCUCCCAUAUCAAAGAGCGCCGCCCUGCCAAGUUCUCCCUUGACGACCUCGACUCCGAAUUAUCGUCCAUGACGCUCAUCAAAGCCUUG